Messenger RNA from Ceratina calcarata, 2341 nucleotides. Its product is annotated as carbohydrate sulfotransferase 11. Gene Ontology annotation, molecular function: sulfotransferase activity. NCBI's taxonomy places the organism in Eukaryota, Metazoa, Arthropoda, Insecta, Hymenoptera, Apidae. The record is from RefSeq and is a predicted model, not a curated record. The coding region runs from base 31 to 1353 and encodes 440 amino acids. Gene Ontology annotation, biological process: carbohydrate biosynthetic process. The transcript has 7 exons. Gene Ontology annotation, cellular component: membrane.
CAGUAGUCUGCAGGAUGCCGUCGUGAUCGUAUGUCGUCUGUACUUUUCGUUCGAUCCGUCGGAUGUGUCACGUGUUUCUUUUACUGGUAUACAUACACCACUGAUAGCAAUCGGGGCACGAUCUGCGCUGCGUUCCACCCGUGGCUGGUGAGAAUCAAACCCGAGGAGUGGACCGAGCUCGCAAGGAGGCACAGUGAAUUUUAUGCAAGGGUCGCGAUAGAUGCAUCGUUGAAUCCUGAUACCAGGGCAUAUAUGUCCACGCAAAUCCGAUAUGAGUACAGGAGGAAGAUCGUUCACCGGGAGAAGAUGACACCGCGACGAUACGUGUUCGCAGCGAUCAAGCGGACACUGCUGGCCGGCGGCCUCCUGACGUUGCUGGUGCUGGCUCUGUCGAGCCAGGACACCGGGAACAGCGUGCAGCAAGGCCUCUUGUCGGAGGAGGAUUCGAACCUGACGCCAGAGGAGAGAUUGAUGGAAGAAGCGGCGUUCGCGGAGACUGAGAAACGAUUGUACUCCAGGAAGAAGUUCCUGGCGCAGAAAUGCGCCGAAGAGGAACUCGACCGACCUGGAAACGAUUCACUUCACAAGCCUAAUGCCUGGGAAUUCCUCGUGAACAGAGAAUACCAUUUGAUAUGGUGCAACGUCUUCAAAGCGGCUUCCACGUCUUGGAUGUACAAUUUUAAUCUACUCGCAGGGUACAGCCCACAAUUCCUGAAAGCAUCGAAAGCCGUGCCAGUUUCGCUGGCGAGGCAGAAGUAUCCGAGACACACGGCGGAGGAGUUGAGCAAAUUUUUGAACGAUAGCAUCAGCUUCCUGAUCGUGAGGCACCCGUUCGAAAGAUUGCUCAGCGCCUACAGAGAUAAAUUGGAGCACAGCUUGCCGCAUACGUUUCACAGUAACCUCGGUACCCAUAUCGUGUGGAACUACAGAACCAAAACCGCUGGAAGGCACGGACCGAGGUACCCGUUGUUCGAGGAAUUUGUACGAUGGUUGUUGUGCCAGUGGAAAGCCGGGAACGAGCUCGACAUGCACUGGACACCGAUCGUCACCUUUUGUACACCGUGUCAAGUACGGUUCGACGUGAUCGCCAAGUUCGAAACGCUGCACGAAGACCAAGAUUAUCUCAUAAAGCGAGCUCAGGUGGGCAAUAUCAUUAAGCCAGAAUGGAAGAACCCUACCAGAGGCGUCCAGACGAAGGACGUGAUCAAAAAUUACUUCGCUCAAUUGUCUAAAUUGCAGAUCAAUGAUCUCUACGAGAUGUUCAGGUACGAUUUUGUACUGUUCGAUUAUUCGCCCGACGAUUACAUAGCGCUCGGAAGGGACGAAGAAACUGAAUUGAUUUGUAAAAAAUAAUCGUCGACGGACUUAAACGACGUUAGAAGUCGAUCACAACGAACGUACCUACUGAAACACGGUACGACUCUCGGUCUAAAACGAAGACAAGGAAACGCACCAACAACUAAUCGAAUUAACAGAGUGAAGCUGCAUUUAAAUUUUUGAUAAACGUUAUAGUAUGUUCGAUUGUUAGGGCCUAAAGGUGGAGAUUGUAAAUUGUUACGAAUCAACGAACGAGAAUGAUUUUACGUGCAUGGUACCUGUAAGAGUAUCCCGUUGUUUAAAUACUUUUCGUGACAGUGGUCUUUUUACUUUACAAGAUGAACAAAAGUUCUCGAUCUUAUCUGCUUGAACAUCGAAUGGGAAUAAUCGAUUCGUUCUGGAGAGCAUCCUGGUUUGUUAAUUUUUGUAAAGUGCAUCGCGAUACGCGCUCGACGAAUUUAUAAUAUCAAUUUAAUUUGAGUACGUCACAUCUCCACGUUUCAUUGUUUCGAGGGAUGCAUACUCUUUCUCAGAUUCUAUAUGUAUGUAUGUACAUAUUAUGUAUAAGUAUUAUUAUUAUAUUAUAUGAAUAUAGUAUAUACAUGUGUUGACACGAACGUUGUUGAAAAUAGUUAUUAUUAUCAUUGUACCAAUGAUAGUAAUACUGCCUCAAGAAGAUGUAGCAUGUAUUUCGAUGAUUUUAAGAUAUACGUUAAAUUAUAGAACUUCCACGACACCGAGUCACAUAUAGAUACGUCUAAGUCUUUCAGUGCUUAAUUACUACGUCUUAUAAGGAGUAGAUAUCGAUUAAGUUAAGCAGGAUUAAAACUUUACAUCAGAGCAAACCUUUUUUAUAAAAUAAAAUUACGAAACUUUAUGGAGUACUUAAAUCUAUUGGAAUAGGACGUUCUAUUAUGAAAUCUAAUUUGUAACGACGAACAAGUCUCGACUUCUUAUAAUUUUAUAUAGACCAUGAACGUAAAGUGACAAUAAUUAUUUUAUGAAAUAAAACAAUUUGACGAAA